AAUAUUCAACACACACACACAUCACACACGCACACACCACGACACCAGAGGACAGACGCCACAGUGACGAAGUGUACACCUGCUGUUGCAGACCUUAAGAGCUCUAAGCAGAGGUGCACCAUGCCUUGUGCGGAAGGUGAAUUGUGUCUUCAACAGGACAGAACGCCGGAAGACUCUCAUGGCCACGUCUGCCAGGGAGGAUGUGGAGGGCGGCUCCACGGCAACUGCGGCAGCGUGUUUGACGACAUCGAGACGCACCGUAUAUGCAGCACGUGCGUUACCAGGAUUGGCAAGCGCAAAGCGGCAGCAGCUAACGGUGCUGGGGCGGGACCAUCUAAACGCCAGAAGGACAAGAGCGGUGGGAGCAAGAAGGGGGGUGUUCGUGCGCGCCCGGACAACAACACGAAGCUUGAGAUUCUCAAGCUGCUGGAUGCGAAGGUCGCUCAAGUACAGAAUGCAGAACGCUUCGGGUGCUCGGAGCGGUUUGGUAGGACUGUGAAGGCUGACCGGAAGAAGGUGGAGGCUGCGACUGCUGCAGGCGGCGGCACCCAGAAAACCGCGCGCAAGGGAGACUUUCCGGAGGUGGAUGCGAUAGCUCUUUAUCUGCUCGCCAAAGCCCGGAAGGCCAAGGUACCCGUCACACGCGAUGUCCUUCGAAGCUUCGGCCGUUCCGCCAGGACAACCCUGCUGGCUGACACCGCAACUUCUGCAGCAGUAAGGGCGAGGUGGAAGCUCUUGCCCAGGCGCACGUACCUUUCCACCUCGGAGGAUCGGAAGACGGCGCGGGGUCCAAAGAGCAUGUACUUCAAGGACCGACUGGCUGCCAUCAUGUGCUGCAAUGCCGGCGGCACUGCGAAGGUGGACAUGGCCAUCAUCGGAAAGGCAAAGGAACCCCGUUGCUUCAAGGACGGGGGUUCACCUCUGAAGUACUUCUCGCAGGCCAACGCGUGGUCCGACUCUGCGACGUUCCUCAAGUGGUGGCUUGAAGUCUUCCUCCCGUUCGUUCGGCGCUUCACUCACGAACCUGUGCUGCUGAUGAUGGACGGCUGUUCGUCUCACGGUGAUCUAGUGGAUGAUCGNUUCUCGAGAAAGCAUGGGCCAGCGUCACCGCCCAGGAUAUCGCCAGGUGAGGCUCUCACGGAGACUGUCAACAAGAUGAGCACGAGCGUCGGCGACGCGCACGAGCAGCGAGUCGGCACCGUAGACGAUGAGAUCAGCGAAUUCUUCGCAGAACUCGACAUCGAACCCGGAAAGCCGGUCGAGGGAGAAGCGGUGAGCGCCAUUCAGGGGUGGGGUACCCUCGAGGACGACGAUGAGGUGGCAGAGGCUCUUCGACUGGACGCAGUGGACGAAAUGGCGGCACUGCUGGCUGGAACGCAGGUGACAACAGGCGGCGAGGAGGAGGACGAAGAGGAAGGCAGUGGCGAUGACAACACGGGGCCCGAGCGCCGUGCUCCACCUGCAUAUGAUGAGCUGUCGCCUCACUUCAGCGUCCAAGAAGCGGCAGCAGAUGAGAGUGGCAACGGAGAUGCGGCGUUCUUCCUAACGAAAGCGAAGAUGGUAAUGAUUGCAGCGCAUUCCGCUGAGCGGGUGCGCCAGGCAGACAUGAGGGAGUUUGUUGCUCCUACGGAGCAAGGUUGA
Ectocarpus sp. CCAP 1310/34 is the source of this 1641-nucleotide messenger RNA. NCBI's taxonomy places the organism in Eukaryota, Phaeophyceae, Ectocarpales, Ectocarpaceae. The record is from the annotation of a GenBank genome assembly.